This is a messenger RNA of Sitophilus oryzae (rice weevil), 579 nucleotides long. Its product is annotated as SAM and SH3 domain-containing protein 3-like. The record is from RefSeq and is a predicted model, not a curated record. Gene Ontology annotation, molecular function: protein binding. The annotation marks the transcript as partial. The transcript is spliced from 2 exons. NCBI's taxonomy places the organism in Eukaryota, Metazoa, Arthropoda, Insecta, Coleoptera, Curculionidae.
GCUGGUGAUAUAAUAGACAUAGUUUCUAUGAACGCAAGCGGACUUUGGCGAGGCAUCUGCCACGGCAAAAAGGGUACUUUCAAGUUCAAACACGUCGAACUCCUGUCCGAGAGAUCGGUCAAACCCAAACGCGAGCCCAAAUCAUGGCACAGGACUGUCAAGGGCAAACCUGUAUCCGUGGAGGACCUGCUUCAUAAAAUCGGUCUGCCGGAUUACAUAUCCGUGUUCGUGCUGAACGGAUACGAAGAUUUGGAACUGUUCAAGGAAAUUGAACCUUCGGAUAUGGAUUAUUUGGGGAUAGUGAACGCCGAUCACAGGGCUAAGAUUUUGACGGCAGUACAGUUGCUGCAUGAGUUGGAUUCGGGUAGUGAGGGCGACAUUGCAGGCUCGAGCAGCGAGAACGACGACCAGCGGCAACACCGCACCAAUUUCGGCAGACGUCACUUCCCGCGCGAUUCUGGUUGCUACGACGGCCACAAGAGGUCGCACAUGUCGCCCCAAUCCGACACCAGCGACCAAGCGGACAAGAACAACCUUGAUUCGGUGGUGGAGCAGUGUAACAACGAAAUAUUAGCUAGG